AUGGUCAAGCCACUAACAUUCAAAGGCGACAAGAAGACGAAAAAGAGGAAGAGGGUCGAUACAGAAGAUAAAUUCGGCCCCGAGGGGUCAACGCCAAAGGAACUUGUCAAACGAGAAGAAGAAAGUCAAGCUGUGGACGAUGACAGCUGGGUUACCGCAGAAGCUACAGGAGAUGUUGUAGGGCCUAUCAUUUUUGUUCUGCCAUCAGAACCGCCGACAUGUAUAGCUUGUGAUACGAAUGGGAAAGUCUUUGCCAGUGCCCUGGAGAACAUCAUCAACGAUGAUCCUGCGACGGCGGAACCACACGACGUGAGGCAAGUUUGGGUCGCAAAUAGAGUAGUUGGCACAGAGACCUUCAGUUUCAAAGGCCAUCAUGGAAAAUACCUGAGUUGCGAUAAAUAUGGAAUAUUAUCCGCCAACACAGAAGCCGUAUCACCCCUCGAAUCUUUCCUCAUAAUCCCAACAGCAGACACUCCAGGCACAUUCCAAAUUCAAACAUUAAGAGAUACGUUUGUGACGAUCAAGUCCUCGACGUCCUCCAAAUCGAGCGCUCUUCCAGAAAUACGUGGAGAUGCAGAUGCUAUAACUUUCAACACCACUCUUCGAAUAAGAAUGCAAGCACGGUUCAAGCCGAAAUUAAAGGCUUCAAAAGAAGAGAAGGCAAAGGAAAAGAUCAGUAGGAAGGAACUUGAAGAAGCUGUGGGAAGAAAAUUAGAUGAUGAUGAAGUUAAGAGAUUGAAGAGGGCGAGGAGGGAGGGUGAUUAUCAUGAGGCACUAUUGCUCCUUAAGGUUAAGAAUAAGCAUGAUAAGUACUCUUGA
Molecule: messenger RNA, 819 nt
Organism: Amorphotheca resinae ATCC 22711
Lineage: Eukaryota; Fungi; Ascomycota; Leotiomycetes; Helotiales; Amorphothecaceae
Exons: 2
Coding region: 1-819 (272 amino acids)
Cellular component (GO): catalytic step 2 spliceosome; striated muscle dense body; nucleolus
Molecular function (GO): actin filament binding
Source: RefSeq, a predicted model, not a curated record